AUGACCACGGAAACCCCAGUUCCGUUCUUUGUGCCAGGCAAAAGCGCCAUCAUUACCGGCGCCGGAUCUGGUAUUAACCUCGCGUUCGCUGCUCUCCUACUCAAUCGAGGAUGCAACGUCGUCUUUGCCGACCUGAGCCUCCGCCCUGAAGCAGAGGUCUUGAUCUCACAGUACGGCGGCCGAGAAAGAAGCCCCCGGGCCGUGUUCGUCAGAGCAGAUGUGACGCUCUGGGCCGACCUUCGUCGCAUGUUUGAGGUGGCCGUCAGCGAGUUUGGUAGCUUCGACAUUGUCUGUCCCGGAGCGGGGGUCUUCGAGCCGUCUUGGUCGAACUUCUGGCACCCUCCAGGGUCACCGGAGAGCAAGGAUAGUAUUGAGGGCAAUAGCUACGCGUUGCUUGACAUCAACGUGACGCAUCCAAUUCGGACGACUCAGCUCGCGUUACAGCUCUGGCUUCACCCGCCUCAGUCUGGAAGCAUGGCCUACCCGUCGCCAGAGAGAGUGUCGGUUCAGAACCCCAAGCGAGUGAUUCUCAUCUCAUCAAUUGCAGCGCAGUUACCUGCCUUUCUAGCGCCGCUUUAUGGAGCAUCAAAGUAUGCGAUCAGCGGCUUUACCCGCUGCCUGGCCCCUCUGGAGCCGAAGCUGGGAGUGCGUGUCAACGCCGUGGCGCCGGGUCUGGUCCGUACGCCUCUGUGGACCGACAAUCCAGAGAAGCUGGCCUACAUUGACGAGGAAAAGGACGGCUGGGUCACCCCCGAAGAGGUCGCGCGUGCGAUGCUGGAUUGCGUCGAAAAGGACUCUCUCGUGGGAGGAACAGUUCUCGAGGUCGGCAAGAACACCACCCGGCCUGUCCUUGUAUUCAACGACCCCGGACCAAACAUGACCCCAGGCGCAGGAAUCAUAGCUAGCAACGUAGCGCAAGCCGUGGACGUGGUGUGGGACCGGCUGGCCGAUGACAGCAUUUGGGCAGCUCUCUGA
Messenger RNA from Purpureocillium lilacinum, 975 nucleotides. RefSeq lists its product as uncharacterized. Gene Ontology annotation, cellular component: cytoplasm. NCBI's taxonomy places the organism in Eukaryota, Fungi, Ascomycota, Sordariomycetes, Hypocreales, Ophiocordycipitaceae. Gene Ontology annotation, molecular function: oxidoreductase activity, acting on the CH-OH group of donors, NAD or NADP as acceptor. The record is from RefSeq and is a predicted model, not a curated record.